Messenger RNA from Pogona vitticeps (central bearded dragon), 2980 nucleotides. RefSeq names its product solute carrier family 29 member 1 (Augustine blood group) (gene SLC29A1). NCBI's taxonomy places the organism in Eukaryota, Metazoa, Chordata, Lepidosauria, Squamata, Agamidae. Gene Ontology annotation, cellular component: plasma membrane. Gene Ontology annotation, biological process: uridine transmembrane transport. The record is from RefSeq and is a predicted model, not a curated record. Gene Ontology annotation, molecular function: nucleoside transmembrane transporter activity.
CCCUGCCUCGCCUAACGGGUCACCCUCAAGGGCGCAAGGCGCGAGGGAAACGCCGCCGCGACGCCGGCCAUGGCAGAAGCAGCAGCAGCGCCGCGCGCGCCUCCAGGGAGCCCGGGGAGCGAGUGAGCGCGCUCGGCCGGGGAGAAAACGAGACUCUCGGCGGGACGCGGGAGCGGCAAGCGGCCGGGCCGCCGAGGCGCAGGGAAGCCUGGCUGCAUCAAGGAUUCUGCACUUGAUGAUGCCAAGGAUGUGUUGGACCGUGGCUCCCAUCUGGUAGAAGCCAGGUUGAGGAAAAGUGCUAAGGGGCCCAGAAGUGAAGUGAAACAGUGAAAAUUUGCCAAACACAAGAGCCUCCUGCGCUCUUGCCCGAAGUGCCAUAAUGACAGGCAGUAGCCCUCCUGACAGCUAUAAAGCUGUUUGGCUGAUCUUCUUCAUUCUUGGCCUUGGGACACUCUUGCCAUGGAAUUUUUUCAUGACAGCUACACUGUACUUUACCAGCCGCCUCCAGGAGGGUGCACACAUCAGCCCCACUGACCGCUACGCUGACCAGAAUGUCACAGGGGAGAAGGAUGUUCCCCCAACAUCCAUAUUAAAUAAUGAGAAUUCCCACAUCAGUCAUGCUAAUAGAACUUCCAUGGGGAAGGAGGAAGUCCUCCACUCACACUUGCAAGCCAUAUUCGACAAUGUGAUGACAAUCUGUGCCAUGUUGCCUCUACUCAUCUUCACCUGCCUCAAUUCCUUCAUCCACCAAAGGAUCCCCCAGCAGGUACGGAUCUUGUGCAGCCUGAUUGCCAUUUUCUUGGUCUUCCUGGUUACAGCCAUCCUAGUGAAAGUACCCAUGGAACCAUUGCCGUUCUUUAUUGUCACCAUGAUCAAGAUCGUCUUCAUCAAUUCUUUUGGUGCCAUCCUCCAGGGCAGCCUCUUUGGACUGGCAGGGCUCCUGCCUGCCAGCUACACAGCACCUAUUAUGAGUGGGCAGGGCCUUGCAGGGACGUUUGCCGCUCUGGCCAUGAUCUGCGCCAUUGCCAGUGGCUCUAAACUGGAAGACAGUGCCUUUGGUUACUUCAUCACAGCCUGUGUAGUGAUCCUGAUGGCCAUUGGUUCCUAUAUCAUGCUGCCUCGUCUGGACUUCUUCCGUUAUUACUCCAUGAAGGACAAGACGGAGUAUCGGGUCCAUGAGGCCCACUGUGAGAUGGAAACCAAAGUUGAUCUCAUCAAGAAAGGUGAAGUCAAUAGUACGGAACUCAAAUACUCUGUGAACGGGGCCUCCCACGUACCAAACGACAAGUCCUCAGUCUUCAGUAUCUUCAAAAAGAUCUGGGUCAUGGCUGUUUCUGUCUGCUUAGUCUUUACAGUCACAAUUGGAGUCUUCCCAGCAGUCACUGUUGCAGUUGUGUCAACCAUUGCAGGACAGACAAUCUGGGCUAAAUACUUCACCCCAGUCUCCUGUUUCUUGAUGUUUAAUGUUUUUGACUGGGCAGGACGAAGCCUUACUGCUGUCUGUAUGUGGCCUGGAAAAGACAGCCGCCUAUUGCCCUUCAUGGUGGUGGUCCGUGUGGUCUUCAUUCCCCUCUUCAUGCUGUGUAAUGUGCAGCCGCGCAAGAACCUGCCGGUCAUGUUUGCCCAUGAUGCUUGGUACAUUGUCUUCAUGAUCUUCUUCGCCAUCUCCAAUGGCUACCUGGCCAGCCUCUGUAUGUGCUUUGGACCCAAGAAGGUGCAGCCCCAUGAAGCUGAGACUGCAGGCACCAUUAUGGCAUUCUUCCUCUCGCUGGGCCUGGCCUUGGGAGCCAUCCUUUCCUUUCCCUUAAAAUAUGUCAUCUAAUGGAGACAAUCCUGGGUGCUCUUUGGUCAGAAGAGCAGAGCCAGCUCUUUAGAGGCCAGGGCACCGCUGGGAACGUCUUUGCCCACUGCCCAGGAACUCACUGGCUUAGCUGACUGGUGUGCCUCUUGGCUUGGAAGGGGGCUUCUCAACUGCUGCAUAGACUGCCCAGCUCCUUUUCCUGAAUGACACCCAUGUCUGGCCACCGGCCCAUCAUUAUGUCAAACCUGUCUUCCUACACCAAGAUUAUCUUGUGUUGCAUCCCAAACUCUCAUCAUUCACCCUGUGUGUUUUUCUUGAGCAAAGAUGGCUGAAGCCCUUCUAUUCUACUUCGUUUACAUUGCUGGAUUCUCUCUAUUGCCACAUAAAAGGGAUUUGCUGUUCAUCAGCAUCACGGGCUAGCUCAGUCCAGGCUCCUGACUCUGCUGUGGUUUGUAUGGAUUCACUCUGUGUGCACAACCUUCAUCAGUGUCUGCUUUGCUAUCGGAAUGACAAUCCCAACUGAAACAACUGAUACAUUUGACUUGGACUGCAAUUCUGCCAUACCCCAGCCCCCUUUCCCCCAAAGGUUUCUGCCCAUGAAGAGAAAUUGGUAACAGCUUCAGCUCCAAUUAAGGAUUCUGCCUAUUUCUGAUCCAUAACUUAUGGUUCUCUAUGAUUGUGAGAGAGUAUAUUCAAGAAUAUGAAGGCCUCUAACCAGUCAAGCGCCUUGAAUUACUGCCCAUUACCUUGCCUUUGUAAAUAAGCACAAUUUGCCAUUUUGCAGACGGACAGAACAUGCCCUGAUUGCUAAACCUCCUCCAUAUCAUCUGACACACUUCUACAUGUGUUGCCACUUGAUGGGAGCAAGGGAUGAGCCCCCAUAUCUUCAAAAGAAUGUAUUUCUCCUAAUGCUAAAGUGGCUGGGUGUCCCCCCAUCUCUGUCAUGCCCCCUGAUUGUUCAGGGCAAAGGCCCAGUGUGCUUGCAGUUACUUUUUGGCUACUUGCUGUGUACAUUCUUGCAUUGUAAAACUCAGGAUUUCGGCUAUUGUAUUUGUAUUUUGUUUAAGAAUGGCAAUGCUUAUGAUUUGUUUUAUUUUUUAAGAGAGAAAGCUCAUAGUCCUCUUGAGUGUGGAAAAAAAUGUGUAUUAUAAGACAAAUUAAAAUGGGGACUUUUUUUAA